AUGAUUUCCGUGACAACAAUCUCUGCAAUUAUGCUUUUGUUUUCCCUCUGUGGAUUUACAAUAAAUUGGGCAAUUGUGAUUAUAAUGAUAAAAGUUACAAAGUUGCAAAAACCAUUUGCAAUUUUAACUGUUGGUCUAGCGAUUGCUGAUGGAACAUUUUCCGCGCUCUACUUAUUCUAUGCAACUCCAAUGGUAUUUUUCGAGAGCGAUAUUUUAUCAAAUUAUUCGAGUGUUUGUGGAUAUGUUCUUAUGAUUUGCUACAGUGCUUCAACAACUUUUCAUUUCAUGAUAUCCCUUAACAGAAUUCUAGCAGUGUAUAAACCAAUGCUUUAUCGUAUGAUGUUUAGUGUUUUGUUCACGUUUUGUAUAGUAAUGGGAAUUUAUUCCUACGCACUUACAAUCAUAACACUAUUUUUUCAAAUUUUGGGAUGUCAAAAUUUUUAUGACCAAGAAACAAGAGCAUUUCGUUAUUCUGGAGGAGACGUUUGUCGUUUUUAUGCAACUUAUUUAGACUUUUAUCUUGUUUUUUCAUUGACUAUUUCCAGUACUAUUUUGGACUUUUUAGCUAUCGGAAAAGUGUUAAAAAUUAGCUCAAAAACAGAAAAGCACUCAAAAGAACUUAGCUUGUUGAAACAGUCCAUAAGCCAAACUCUAUUUGUUCUUGCAAUCGUUUGUAGUUUUACUUGGGGUCCGCGUUUUAUUCCAGACAUUGAUUACACCUUUAUUUUCUCUUCUAUUCUCUGGUCUUCAGUGCAUAUGUUUGAUGGGUUUUUCACAUUGAUUUUCAAUCCAGAAAUCCGAAGGAGCUGUUCCAGAAGCGGCCAGCCACUGGCAUUCAACGUUGUUAGAUCGAAAUCGGCUGCAUUGGAUUAA
Messenger RNA from Caenorhabditis elegans, 873 nucleotides. It is a transcript of the gene srx-39, whose product is annotated as G-protein coupled receptors family 1 profile domain-containing protein. NCBI's taxonomy places the organism in Eukaryota, Metazoa, Nematoda, Chromadorea, Rhabditida, Rhabditidae. The record is from RefSeq and is marked reviewed. Gene Ontology annotation, biological process: G protein-coupled receptor signaling pathway; signal transduction. Gene Ontology annotation, cellular component: membrane. The coding region runs from base 1 to 873 and encodes 290 amino acids. Gene Ontology annotation, molecular function: G protein-coupled receptor activity. The transcript has 6 exons.